UCAUAGCCGGCAUCGACACGCGCUGCUAAUCGACGAAUCCCAUCGCGAGCUAUCAAUUCCAAUGAAUUGCAAUCUAAUAUUCGCGUCGAUAACCAUCGUCGACUUGUGAGUGUGGUUAUUGAUAAAGUUACGACUUGAUUUCAUAUGAACCAGGGAUACGAUCCUUGAAAAUAUUAACGAAGCUCUUUUUCACACGUUCCACUAGGGGCCGGUCAAGUUUUACAACAAUAUAACAAUAACUCGACAAUAUUGCAAAACAGUGGGGUUAAGCAAGUCACGUUUUAGUUUUUAAUGUCAAUAAAGCAUAGGAGUGCAAAAUUGCAUAAGUACGUUAAAUCCUGCCGAUUUGUCAACACUACAGAUAGAAUGCAAGCUUGGGCAAGGCAGAAAACCAUAAAAAAAUAUCAGUUGCAGACCACAACGAGAUGACACCAUACAGUCCCUCCACGAAAUCGCACGUUACCAUUGAAUUAUUGACAUCACGCGGGCAACUUGAAGGCUGAAUAGGGGGCAGUCACGUGGCCUCGUUCUAACAUUGUCCGUAUCGAAACAACUUUAUCGACAACCCCAGCCACCACCACCGUCUCUCUCGAAUCGAAACUUUAUCGACAACCCCAGCCACUACCACCGUCUCUCUCGUAACAAAACAACUUUAUCGACAACCCCAACCACCACCACCGUCUCUCUCGAAUCUAAACAACUUUAUCGACAACCCCAGCCACCACCACCGUCUCUUUCUUAACGAAACAACUUUAUCGACAACCCCAGCCACCACCGUCUCCUUCGUAUCAAAACAACUUUAUCGACAACCCCAGCCACCACCGUCUCCUUCGAAUCUAAACAACUUUAUCGACAACCCCAGCCACCACCACCGUCUCUUUCUUAACGAAACAACUUUAUCGACAACCCCAGCCACCACCGCCUCCUUCGUAUCAAAACAACUUUAUCGACAACCCCAGCCACCACCGUCUCCUUCGUAUCAAAACAACUUUAUCGACAACCCCAACCACCGCCGCCGCCGCCUCCCUCCGCCCUCCUCCACCAACCCUCGAACCGACAGCCGCCAUGGAGGAGAAGGCGGCCGUCUAUUUCGCGUCGCUGAACCCCAUGGCGCGCAAGAUCGUGGCGGAGAUCGAGAAGGUGCGGGAGAGCCACGGCCCCGCGUGGGAGCGGCUUGCCGAGGCCCAGCGGGAGGCGGCGAUCGACGCGGCCCUCAUCAGAGCCGAGGCCCGGGCGCGGUACGAGACGCGGCUGCACCUCCUCGGCGCUCGGCCCGCGUCGCCAUCGUCUUCGUCGCCAACGGCGCUGGCUUCGUGUUACCCCAAGCUGCUGAUACAGCCCGGCCAGAAGACGGUGCACUUUGGGGAAGAUGACAUCAAGUGGCAGGAUGAGCAUUCCGCUCCAUUUUCCUGGGAAACCAAGAGCCAGCUGGAGUUCUCACUCAGCGACCUAGAGCCCGGAUCCAGCUCCCAGCCCCGUCCCGACUCCAGCCUAGGCCACGCUGGCGCCGCCACAUCGGCGGCUGCCACGGCCAACGGUACCGCCACGCCGGCGGGCGGCAGGGCCGGCAAGGGCCAGGCCGGCGGCCGGGAGGCUCACGUAGUGAACACGGGGCCCUUCCCGGGGGUCCUGCGAAGAGUGGAGGAAGCUGGCGCCGACGAGACGGCGGCGGGGCCGGCUGCUGCACCGUGGAAAUUGUCCGCGGAGAGGGGGAAGCCGGCAGGGGCGGCUGCUGCCACGGCUGGAACCGGACCGGGAUCUGGGGCAGCGUUAACCCCGGCGGAGAGGCUGAGCUCGCCAUACAGGAGGCACGAUUCGGCGAGCCGCUCCUACGACCCCAGGGCCGGGCCGGCGGCCUCCCGAUCCGGGGACCCGCCCCCUGUAGCACGAAAACCCCCACCGCCCUCGCCUGGCGCAUCCUACAGCUCGAUGGCCGACACAGCGCAUCGUGCGUUCGUGUCGGAGCCAGACGAAUCGGUAUUUGCGCCGUUGUCAUCAUCAUCAUCUCCUCCGUCAUCAUCAUCAUUUCCUCCUCCGGCGGCACCGGCGGCGGUGCCGUGGAUGCUGGAGCGAGCCGCGGCAAGUAGGCCCGCACCGAGCGUCGCUCGAACACCGCCGCCCGUCGCCUCCGCCAUCACCGUCGCCACGCCCCUGCUGCCGGCCAGCGCCGACAAAGACGAGCUGUUCACCAGCCCCGUGGGGCACAGCCAGUCUCCUGGAACCAGCGGUGUUCCAAUCAAGUCCGGCUUUGACUUCCUGGACAAUUGGUAGAGCGCCCCUGUGGAAGGCAGGGAGGCGUGGGAGGGGACUGGCCAGGGGCGGGGCCCCAGCUGGGGGAGGGGAGGGGUUGGUGGAGUGAGAGAACAGCUGGUUCCGCGCAGCCGCCCUCAACAUGGCUGUCGACGGCAUCGCAAGGACUGACGUUGAGAGAGCGGGAUGGAGUAGAGUUGCUGGCGAUAGACAACGCUUUAUAGACCCGAUCACACAUAUAUAUACACACAUAUUAUACACAAACACAUGUACACACGCGCAUGGGGUAAAGUGUGGGUACACCCACCUCUUCCGAAACGUACGUGGAAGAGUAGGCCAAAAUAUCCUCAUCACGGGGCUCGCCAGAGCUACCUCUAGUGGAGGCCCUUUUGCCAGCAGUGGCGUGAGAAAUACAUUGCAGGGCUGCUUCUUUGCCCAACAACCGCCAUUUGCCACUAAGUGGCGGUGACGUCACCACGGCGCUUGUGCCAGGCU
Petromyzon marinus (sea lamprey) is the source of this 2745-nucleotide messenger RNA. RefSeq names its product chromosome 29 C1orf198 homolog (gene C29H1orf198). The record is from RefSeq and is a predicted model, not a curated record. NCBI's taxonomy places the organism in Eukaryota, Metazoa, Chordata, Hyperoartia, Petromyzontiformes, Petromyzontidae.